CCACGCCUCUUUCGCGGGCCACGCCCUCUAGAGGCGGACCGCGGGAAGGGGCGCGAUGGAUGAAGGUGCGGUGCUCCCCAGAGAAGCGCAUUCGGGAGAGGAAGAUUCUGCGGAUCCCUCGCGGCUCCGCCGCGGGCUCUUACUCCAGAGGAGAAAAUGGAAGCGAGAGCAGCUAAACGGCAGUUUCUCUCAGCCCCUGGAUAUUAUUGAUCUCACUGGAGAAGACAUAGUUGUGAGAACAACAGCAUGCAAUGACUUGGAGAUCAUUGAUCUUACAAAACCUGAGGAGGUCAUGAUCAACUCCCUCCAGAACCAUAGCUGCUUUGCCUGGGACCUGAAGCCGUCAACUUCAGUCUGCCCUGAGCCCAUCUGCUCUCAUAAUGUUCUCUCUCUUGUUGAUGCUGAGAACAAAUGUACUGUGCCAGUGGCCAUGUGGGUUCAGGACCGUGAGCGAUCUUCCCCCAAAGUAGGUGUAGGAAAACCAGACUACCUUCCAAGUAACAGCUUCAUCUGCCAUUCCAACUAUAGUGAGGAAUCUGAAGGCAGCAGUCACACCACUUACAACAGUGAUUUGGGCUCUUUGGAAAGCCCUCAGCUGGAAUCUGAUGUUUUCUCUUUCUCAUCAGGUAAUGAUGGUACUGAACAUCCAAUGCUCUUGGACUGUGUAGAACCUCCCCAGGCUUGCUCAUCUGAAAAAAAACCCAACUUACGGUUCUAUCCCCUGCCUCAAAGACUAUCCCCAAGUCUCCGCUACUCUUCUUUGAACACUGCCAGAUCUGUAGCUGAAGGUGAUCAGCUUUUGCACCAGGCAAAAAAACCACGGCAUGCCAUGGAAUCGAAUGUUCAGGAACAAUCCAAGCGGACUGAUAUCAAGGUCUGGCUGAAAACACUACAGUAUUGCCAUGGAAUCCCUGUACAUCACCCCCUUCUUCAAAAUGUGGUGGAAAAGGAGUCACGAAAGGAUAAAAGACUAAAAGCCCAACCUAUUCCAUUCCGGAGAUUAAACAUGGUGUCCAGCACAAUUGAAGAGAAUUUUUUCCAGGGACCCUUGGAUUUCCUUAUGGACUAUGUAUCUUGUAAAUACUACCCACCAAAAGAAGUCACAACCUAUGUGGUCAGGCAGAUUUUGCUGAGCUCAGAGCAUCAAGAGGGGCAACAGGAGAUACAGAAGGAUGCUUAUAUGUUGUUGAUGAAAAUCCAGGCACUUCAUCCAGCAACAGCUGAUACAGUGGUGUGGGACUGGCAACUGCUAAGUGAGGUCAUGGAAGUGCAGGAAGAGAUGAUUUCUGGCCGAAUCCUCUUCUUGCAGUAUGUGAUACAGACCUUAGAAGAUGACUUCCAAAAGAUGAUCAGGACUGGUGUUCUGCACAGAUCCAUUGCCAAGGCAGUGCUUUCCUGUGACAAGUGCUUCGGAAAUGUCAAGGAAGUGAUUGAAUGGCUAAUAGCUGUGGUCACUGGGGCCAGAAUUUCUCAGCACAAAAAAUGCCUGCAAGAAAUCAAAAAUGUAUCAAUAGGCAAAUCCAAAGGUCAGAGCUGUAACUCCACUCCAGAAGUGUCCUUAAAUGAGACCAUGCAGAAAGAGGAAACCUCCAUACAAUUUCAGAUUCAAAAGGAAGUGGCACUUCUACAAAGGAUGCUUUCAAUAGCAGUUGAAGUGGACAAAUCUCCAAAUUGCAAUGCCAAUAAAAUUGCAGAUAUGGUUUUUUCUUCUCUGUUGAAUAUACCCAAGCGGGGCCAAAGGGACAUGUUCCUGAGCACCAUGGAUUGUCACCUUCUACGAUGCAAAGUGCUGGAGCUUAUUUUCCAACAUAGCUGCUCUAUACCAACCAAACAGCCUUUGUCUUUGACAAAAAUAUUGUAUUUUCUGAACCAUGUUUCCCUGCUGCUAACGUAUCAGGACAGUGAAAAAUUGUGGCAGAGAUGGGAUGAGAUGCUUCAUCAACUGAAUUUAUUGUUGCUGAGUUACCGUACUAUAGUUCUAGAGCAUUUAAGAAACUCAGUGUAUGAACGUAUUAAUUUAAUUAUCAAAGCUGCUAAACCCAAACUACAGUCAAAUGAUUAUAUUGAAAGAAGUGAUAUAAAGCACAGCAUUCACAGCAUCCAGAAAAAGCUCCGCCAAAUUCUGGGACAGCCAAUUCCCUCCCCCAUCCAAGAAAAGAUUGAACUACUCAAGGUAUUGCUUUUCACUGCUAUGGAUAUCUAACCCAUGAAGGAUUGUUGGAUGCUGACAGAUGGACCUCUCCAAGUGUAAUGUGUUCUUUUAAAAAAAUUACAAACUAAGUCUUUUUUCUUUGAUUGCAAUAAAUUGCACUGUAUUAUCAGUCACUGGAUAAGUCAAGAAUUUGUCAAGUUUAUUCUAAAUUUCUGUUAAUACCAGUUUGUCUAGUUUUGUUUCUAUUUAUGUUUUAUACACCUUUUAUAAUAAAUUUUACUAGCUGAAAAGUGGAAUGAGUUUGGUCUUUUUUUUUUUUUAAAGAUUACAGGUCAUUGGAGAUUAGCUAGCUAUACAGAUGUUUGUAUAGCUAGCUUGUACAGAUGUCAAUCCACUGAGAAUGAGUCACGUUCCCAGAUAAAUCUUAGUAGUAGAUAAUACAUGCAGGGCUGAGAGGUUUUACUAUUACAGUUAAUUCUCAAGUUAAUGAUAGUAUUUGGGACCAGCAUUUCUGUCGCCAAGCAAUGUGCUCAUAAAGUGUUAUGUCACAUGACUGCAUUGCUUAGCGACAGCAACAGCAGAACUGCCCAUUGCCAUCAUUAAGCGAGGAUCACGGGUCAUUAAGCAAGUUCCAGGCAGUUGUAAGCAGGCCAGUAGACAGAUAAAGAGGCUGUUCCCAGGCAGGGGAGGGUGUGCAGGUGGCCUGUGAAUGUUGCACAGCUAGGGAUGGCUGCUCUGGAUGGGAGAUGAAGGGAGUGAGUUACUGGAACAACUUAUGGCCUUCCCUGUUGGCUUCCCCAUUGACUUUUCUUGUGGAAGUGAAUAUCACUUGCCCAAAUCACAAGAAUUGUGGAUGCUAGGAUGGCCAGAACCUUGAGGACCAGUCAUAAGUACACUCAAUUCAGUGCCAUCACAUCUUUGAACAAUUACUAAAGAAGUCAUUAAAUAAGGAGUAUUUGUACACUGUGCAAUAACAGCCAUACCUCCAGAUUAAUUCAUGUUUGUUUAUUCUGCAAAAGUAUUAGGCAUAGAGACAUGAGCACAAAAUACUACCAAAUAAAUUAAACAUUAACCAAGAAGCAAGAUCACAGUCUCCCGGGUACAAAUGAUGAGCUGACACAGCACUAUCAAAGCAAUACAGGUCCAAGUUCCAGCUGUUGUGAAGAAAAAUGGAUUGUUAAGUCACUUAAAUAUAGCAGAUAUAGGAAUUUGGAUUUAAUAAGAUAUAAGACCAAUUUAGGACAUAAGAAGGGUUCACGAAAUUCACAAAUCUGGUGUUCAAGAAAAAAAGGUUUUAUUGUAAUGUAAUGCUUCUAAGUUUCCAUUCCCCUGCUGUAAAGUAAUGCCAUUUAGUUGACAUGUAACAUUAGAUUAAAAAAAA
This is a messenger RNA of Crotalus tigris (Tiger rattlesnake), 3533 nucleotides long. It is a transcript of the gene SIMC1, whose product is annotated as SUMO interacting motifs containing 1. The coding region runs from base 56 to 2203 and encodes 715 amino acids. Lineage: Eukaryota; Metazoa; Chordata; Lepidosauria; Squamata; Viperidae. The transcript has 10 exons. The record is from RefSeq and is a predicted model, not a curated record.